Molecule: messenger RNA, 237 nt
Organism: Dentiscutata erythropus
Lineage: Eukaryota; Fungi; Glomeromycota; Glomeromycetes; Diversisporales; Gigasporaceae
Source: the annotation of a GenBank genome assembly
UAAUGAAGCUCAAAAUGAUACUAUUACUCAACUGUAUAUUAAUGAUGGAUCAAACCAAGGAGCUGACGAACGCCAUGAAUAUAAACUUGUAGAUUUUCCAAUUUUUUCAGGAAGUCAUGAUGAUGACCCUGUUGAAUGGUAUGAGGCUUUUAACAGAGCCUGUAUUAGUAAUAAUAUUUUAGAAAACCGACGUAUUGCUAUUGUAUCUAAUUUUUUAAGAGGAACUGCUUUAUCCUG